Messenger RNA from Manduca sexta (tobacco hornworm), 3895 nucleotides. Its product is annotated as ATP-binding cassette sub-family G member 8. The coding region runs from base 418 to 3165 and encodes 915 amino acids. The record is from RefSeq and is a predicted model, not a curated record. The transcript has 19 exons. Lineage: Eukaryota; Metazoa; Arthropoda; Insecta; Lepidoptera; Sphingidae. Gene Ontology annotation, molecular function: ATP hydrolysis activity; ATP binding; ABC-type transporter activity. Gene Ontology annotation, cellular component: plasma membrane.
UCACUGACUCAGGUAUCGCGCAGUCGCACAGCCGCUGUACAUAAAUCGUCUCGUCGUAACAUUCAAAUAUCGAAAUAUAUCGAACGAAUAUUCGAAUUUUGAAUUAAAAUAUAACAUGUUUCAAUAGUUUUGGUGUUGUUUGUGCGAGACGCGUUGUAAUUGUUGUGUUGAGUGAUUUGUGUUGGUCCGUUUGUGUUGUUCGCGCGGAGUCCCGUUGGUUCGUUCAGCAGAAUUUCUCCAGAAUAAAUGACAUAGUUCCAACUGUUUACGAGACGCUUUAGCAGUUCGGAAAUACACUACAAAUUAUUGGAAGGAUGAAUAUAAAAAGCAAAACGGAGUGAUGAUGUGCAGAUAUAAGAAAACAAGUCGUCAAAUAGGAUGACACCGGUUGUCGAGAGUGAGGUGUGAAAGCAGAACAUGUCACAAUCGGCUCUCGGCCUGGGUGGGGAGCGGCGGUACUCGGUUCCCUCUAACCCGCUGAUGCAAGACCCUAGAGGGAUGCACUCCGAGGAUCUGCACGCUUGGUCCAUAUACAGGCAAAACCUGAACUCCGACUUCACGGACAGUGCUCUUGGCAGCACGGAUAAGAGCCCACUGCCCUACGGGAACUUCCAGCUGCGAGACACCACCGUGCAGUCGAUCCUCUCACACCCUCGAUAUGGACCCAAAUCAGCUCUCGGCUCAAACAUGUACACAUACCUCAAGUUUGGUCUACCUCGAGUAUUCCCACCGAACCACAAUGGCUCCCAGAGAUCGGGAACGCCCAAACCGAAGACCUCCAUUGGGAGCGGGAUGAAACCAGCACCCAGGAUACACAGGCAAAGUCGAGGGGUUCGUGAAACUUCGUCAGGGUAUGACAGUUCAGAUAACGAAACGACGACUAAUUACAACAAGUACAGUAGAAAGUAUCGCUCUGAUCCUGACUUCAGAAUGCAGAACUUACAUCCAUCGUAUCAACCUGGCACAGGUGUGCCAUUGGUAGCGAUGCAGCAAGCCGGCAUCAGAGGCGAACCACAGUGGGUAAACUCUAGGCACAAGUCCGUCAGCGAGGCCAACCUUCUCGGAAUAGAUGCAAGACCCCACCGUUCCCAGUACUCCAAUAGGCGGAACAGCGUCGCUGACUUUGUACCUGAUGGUGAUCAUCAUAGCUACCUAAUGCCGUCAUCUCAUCUGGGCGGGCGCAUGUCGAAGGCGGGCAGCCAUAUGUCCGUCGCGCAGUCGAGGAAACACUCCACCCUCAGGCCUGGAGACCACCUCGAUGGAUACACGCACUCCGCUUACAUUUAUCCUAAUUAUUAUGUAAACAGUUUAGAAAUAACAUCACCGGAGAACAAGUCGACGCUGCUGGUGUCAGGGCUUAGUUUUGAAGUGAAGUCUGGAGAGAUACUGGCGGUGUUGGCCACGUCACAACAGGAAGCCACCGGUCUUCUUGACGUCUUAGCUGGUGUUCGAAAAAAACUGUCAGGAGACAUAGUGAUAAACGGGCAGCCGGUGGCAUCGUCUACACUCAGAAAGGUGGCGGCGUACGUCAGGAACGACACGUCGCUGUGUCCCUCGAUGACGGUGGAGCACACGCUGCGGUUCCACGCGGCGCUGCGCCGGCCGCGACACAACCACGGCCAGGUCAAGAUGGACGAUAGAGAUCGGAUAAACCUGUUAAUAGAAGAGUUAGGCCUCGAGCAAGUGAGGGACACGAACGUAGGCCGUCUCACUCGCUCAGAGAUACGUCGGUUGAACGUCGCGUGUCAGCUUCUCCUGGACAUGGCGGUGUUGAUCCUGGACCAGCCUACCAAGGAGAUGGACAUCUUCGACACGUUCUUCUUGGUGGAAUACCUCAGGAACUGGGCGAGUUCAGGUCGCGUGGUUAUUAUGUCCUUGCACCCGCCCACGUAUGAGAUCUUCGCGAUGCUAACUAAGGUUGUGUUGAUAUCUGCGGGGAGGACGAUGUUCAGCGGGUACAGAAGAGACAUGUUGCCAUAUUUCUCAUCCAUAGAUUAUCCUUGUCCAGCUUUUAAAAAUCCAUCAGAUUAUUAUUUGGACCUGGUGACGCUGGACGACCUGUCGGCGGCGGCGCUGCUGGAGUCGUCGGGGCGCGUGGAGGCGCUGGCGGGCGUGUUCGGCGCGGCGCGCGGCGCGCUCGAGCCGCCGCCGCCCGUGCCGCUGCCCGCGCCCGCGCGCCGCGCCCGCGCACACCUGCAGGCCUUCGCGCUGCUCGAGAAGAGUCUGGUGUACACGCAGAUGACGACGCUGUCGAACGUGAUCACCCGAGUGCUGAUAGCCGCCGUUAUGUCCAUCAUCACCGGCACCAUAUUCUGGGACCUGCCGACCACCGAUGCUAAGCUGUCGCAGAACGACCGCGUGGGGUUCCACUACGCGUCGCUGUGCGCGUGCGCGUGGCCGGUGCUGCUGUGGGGCGCGCGCGACGCCGCCGCCGCGCGCGCGCACGUGGAGCGCGACGUGCGCGCCGGCCUCUACUCGCGCACCGUCUUCAUACUCUUCGAUCAAUUCCUCGAGUUAUGGUCAUCGGUGCUGACGUGGCUGGCGUAUCUGGUGCCGAGUUACGCCAUGACCGGCCUGUACGCGCAGUCGCCUGGCUCCUUCGACGGAUUCUAUAUUUAUUUAGGUUACAUGGUGCUCUAUCUAAUCAGCAUACAGAUGCUGUGUCGGGCGUUAAUAUUCCUAAUACCAAUGGAGAAGACGGCCGCUAUUUUGGCGGGUCUCUGCCUACUCCUCAGCACACUAGUGAACGGCGUGAUGUUACACCGAUUAGACAUACCGCAGUACUUGCGCUGGCUGGAGUAUGUGUCGCCAUCGACGUGGACACUGCCAGAAGUGCUUCGAAAGGAGCUGAGCGAAGUCGCGCUCAAAACUAGUAUUAGUAAGGAGAUCAGAUGUACCAAUAAACAGAGACCCUACCAGGACAUAAUAGUCCAGUCCCCGUGCCCGCCGCCGAACGGAACUCAAGUCCUCUCGAACUACGAGUACCUCCGCGCCUCCCACAUCUGGGAACACAACGAGGAGAGCUUCCUCAUAUGCCUCGCGGUGUUCUACGCGGUCUUCGCUUUGAUAGCUGUUGUCGCGUUCGUCGCUGACUGCAGUAAGUACGCUAAGAGCAAAGCCAGGACGAGCAUGAAGGGGCACAAGGUUACUGCCAAUACGCCUUGAGUUAAAGGGAAAGAAAAUGUAUUAUUGUCAACACACCUUGUGAAUAAUUGAAAGGUGUAUAGAAUGAGUACAUAAUGGGAUGGGUUAAUGCAAACUCGUUUUUGAGGACCACGGUUCAAGGUAGUGUGCUAAAAUGGACAAAUUUCAUCAUUGAUGGCAAUGACUAUUCGGUGGUUUUGGUGGAUUUUAGUAACAGAGGGAAGAAAGAUAUAAUAAAAAGAAGAAAUAGGGUACUUGACUGCAUAAAAUUAAAAAAAUUACGUACUGUAUUAUAAUUUUUAGUAGUCAAAUCUCCUAUUUUCGAUCAUAGAAGAAAAUUAAAUAAAAAUAAUUUAAUUAAUGUAAGCGUGUAAUGAAGUAACUUUGAAAAUUGUUUUAAAACGAAAAGAAUGCAAUGUACAAAAAUUACAUAAUAAAAUAUAGACUGAAAGUCUUCCAGUAUUUAUAUAUUUUCGAUUAAAAAAUUUAAUUCUCUCAAUAAUUAAUGUUGAUUUAAAUAAAUUCAAAUCCUGUGAACGUUAAAAUAUUGGGCAAAACAUGUGUUCAUAGCGAUCGGAAUUAAAAUCGAAUAAAUUGUGUCGAUAUUUGAAAAUUCAAAUAAUUCGAAUAUUCGCUAGAAUUCGCACAGCCAUUAAAUAGUAGAGUUUAAUAGGAAUAAUUUUAAAUCCAAUCAAGUGAACUGAACACUGUCUGAACAGACGUAUUUUAUAUCACAACAAUAUAAUAUCAG